ACACACAGUUAGAUAUAUACAAACGAGAUGCUGAAAACUGUGACAACAGCAAUGGCCGUCGCCGAUGACGAUGUCCCAGCGAGCAUUUUGGAAAUAGAACUGCCAGCCAUUCUGCUCAACGAGAGCCUCUUCAUCGAGCUAAAUGGCAAUCUCACCCAGCUGGUGGACACGACCACCAAUCUCAGCCAAAUUGUCUGGAAUCGCAGCGAAAACGGUAAUGGCAAUGGCAACGUCGUCAACAACAACAGCAACAACAGCAACAUUUUCGACCUGGAUGACGAGGAGCGAGCCGCGGUCGAAUUCUGGCUGCUGGUCAAAAUGAUCGCCAUGGCCGUCGUCCUGGGACUCAUGAUACUCGUCACCAUCAUAGGCAACGUCUUCGUAAUUGCCGCCAUUAUACUCGAGAGAAACUUGCAGAAUGUGGCCAAUUAUUUGGUUGCAUCUCUGGCAGUUGCUGAUUUAUUUGUUGCCUGUCUUGUCAUGCCGCUCGGCGCCGUCUACGAGAUAAGUAAUGGAUGGAUAUUGGGACCGGAACUGUGCGACAUUUGGACGUCUUGCGAUGUCCUUUGCUGCACAGCAUCCAUUCUGCACCUGGUGGCCAUUGCGGCGGACAGAUAUUGGACCGUGACCAAUAUCGACUACAACAACCUGCGGACGCCGCGUCGCGUUUUCCUCAUGAUUUUCUGCGUCUGGUUUGCGGCUUUGAUUGUCUCCUUGGCUCCGCAAUUUGGUUGGAAGGAUCCGGAUUACAUGAAGCGCAUCGAGGAGCAGCACUGCAUGGUGUCACAGGAUGUGGGCUAUCAGAUUUUCGCCACCUGUUGCACUUUCUAUGUGCCUCUGCUGGUGAUUCUGUUCCUGUACUGGAAAAUCUACAUUAUUGCCAGGAAGCGCAUACAGCGACGCGCCCAGAAGUCCUUCAAUGUCACUCUCACCGAAACCGACUGCGAUUCCACGGUGCGGGAGAUAAAAAAGGAGCGGGGAAAGCGGCGGGCGGAUCGGAAGCGCCAGGAGGCGGGGGAGCGGACCCCAGUGAGCGGGGAGGCAGACACGCAGGUGCAGCGGCGUCCGCUCAAGCGGAUGCGCAUCUAUUUUGGCCGCAACACAAACACGGCCAACAUCACGGCGGGAUCGGAGGGAGCGGUGGCCAGAUCGAUGGCCGCCAUUGCCGUGGACUUUGCCAGUUUGGCCAUUACGCGUGAGGAGACCGAGUUCAGCACCAGCAACUACGACAACAAAAGCCACGCGGGCACCGAGUUGACCACCGUUUCCAGCGAUGCGGAAGAUUACCGCACAAGCAACGCGAAUGAAAUCAUCACGCUGUCGCAGCAGGUGGCCCAUGCCACGCAGCACCAUCUGAUAGCCUCGCAUCUGAACGCCAUAACGCCGCUGGCCCAGUCAAUCGCCAUGGGUGGUGCUGGCUGCUUGACAACGACCUCUCCCCCAGAGCGGGGAGGGGGAGGGGGUGGUGCUGGGAUUGGUGGUCCUGGUGGUGGUGGAGAGACAGCAGCCGCAGGAACGGAAGGCAGCAGUCCGGGGAAGAACGCCGGCGUGGGAUUGGGCGGAGUGCUGGCCAGCAUCGCCAAUCCGCACCAGAAACUAGCCAAGAGGCGGCAGCUGCUGGAGGCGAAGAGGGAGCGGAAGGCCGCCCAGACGCUGGCCAUCAUCACCGGCGCCUUCGUCAUCUGCUGGCUGCCGUUCUUCGUGAUGGCUCUCACAAUGAGCCUGUGCAAGGAGUGCGAGAUCCACGCGGCGGUGGCCUCGCUCUUCCUCUGGCUGGGAUACUUCAACUCGACCCUGAAUCCGGUCAUCUACACCAUCUUCAAUCCCGAAUUUCGACGAGCCUUCAAGAGGAUUCUUUUCGGUCGAAAGGCUGCUGCCCGAGCGCGCAGUGCGAAAAUUUGAUUUCAACUGAAGGAUAACGAGGACCAGUAUUUGUAAUUAAGGUCAGACGAAGACGAAGAGGCCAAGGUCAGUAUUGACUGGAGCGCAAUAUGCUACGGAAUUGGCAUUGUAAAAGGUGUAACUAGCGAGUAGAGACGAUGUUUUAGCAGUGACAAUCCUAACUAGCUGUAACUAACUAAAAAUCCUCAUCACACACACGUGCCCCAAAAAGACGAAGCCCGAAAAAACAAAAACAAAUAACAAAACUGAUAGCGAAACCGAAACCAAUCGAGUAAGGAAACAUGGAAUUAUGCUAGAUGAUACUCACUAGAUAUAAGUAACGCGUGUGUAAUUUAUAAAUAUUUCUAAAGUC
Molecule: messenger RNA, 2254 nt
Organism: Drosophila ficusphila
Lineage: Eukaryota; Metazoa; Arthropoda; Insecta; Diptera; Drosophilidae
Gene: 5-HT1B
Product: 5-hydroxytryptamine receptor 2B
Biological process (GO): adenylate cyclase-activating adrenergic receptor signaling pathway
Cellular component (GO): membrane
Molecular function (GO): G protein-coupled receptor activity
Source: RefSeq, a predicted model, not a curated record